CCAUUCCAUUAAGGUGUGAACUAACAUGCAAGGCCCUGGCACCGGCCCACCUGCCUGGAAUGCAGCCCAUUAUUAACAUAAUUAGUUACACUUGUGUUUGACAAGCCCAAAUGUCAGCGGUUGUCCUGCAGAAUCUGUUAAUGUGCAUGGUGUGCUUCUACUCCCUGUACUACAUCGUGGUCAGCGCCUGCAUCGGACUGCUCAGGGUUCAUGAGAUCAACAGCUUGUUGACUCCAUUUGAUUACACAACACAACCGUCAUGGCAGAACCCCAAAUACCUGGUUGGUGUAAUUUCCACAGAAGUGACCUAUGUUUUGGGAGGGCUGGUGUUCGCCUGGAUAGUAGAGGAGUGGGUUUGGGAUUACGCCAUAACUGUCACACUGCUGCAUGUCGCGAUGACUGUAGCAGUGAUGUCAGAUUUCCCUUCAGCUGAACAGUGGUGGAUAGCUCUGGGUUCAGGCCUGGUGAUGAUGAUAUUUGGAGGACAGCUUAUGGCCUAUAAACUCUUUAGGAGUAACUUUGUCUAUCCUACUGAACUACAGAACUUCUAAUGAGAGCUUUUAACUGGCUUACUGGUUAAUCUCAGAUCCGGAUACAUCCAAUGAGUUCACUUUUCUAAGUUUGUACUGCUAGGUAACAUAGUAGAUAGUCAGAUCCCUCUUUAUACUGUGCCCAACUUUGCCUAUUUAACAUUUUUUAACAUUAUGUACAGUUUAAAUGUUUUUGUAUUGUUUGAAAACUCCAAACUAUAAGCUAAAAGGAAUAGAAGACAUGACACCGGUAGCGUUAUGUAAAAGACUGGAUUCACAGCUGCUAAAUAUGAAAUCUAAUGGAUAUAAUAAUGGUGAGAUAAGUCAGAAACAUUUCUGUUGUAAUGUUUGUUAUAUUUAUGUGUCACAUAGCUGAGUGUGCUGUGUAGUAGUCUAAUAAAGAUGACUCUUUCAGACAGCAAGAAGAAAUCAAAUGUCCAGAAAAUGUGCAUCCUUUGGACAAGAUGAGAUCUACACCACAAAUACAAAAUGACUUUAAUGGUUGUAUGUAUUAGUUCAAAUUGAAUUUGCAUUAAAUAC
Molecule: messenger RNA, 1070 nt
Organism: Larimichthys crocea (large yellow croaker)
Lineage: Eukaryota; Metazoa; Chordata; Actinopteri; Sciaenidae
Gene: tmem244
Product: transmembrane protein 244
Exons: 6
Coding region: 111-551 (146 amino acids)
Source: RefSeq, a predicted model, not a curated record